Apaloderma vittatum (bar-tailed trogon) is the source of this 3042-nucleotide messenger RNA. RefSeq names its product sodium channel protein type 5 subunit alpha-like. Gene Ontology annotation, molecular function: voltage-gated sodium channel activity. Gene Ontology annotation, biological process: neuronal action potential; sodium ion transmembrane transport; membrane depolarization during action potential. The transcript has 11 exons. The record is from RefSeq and is a predicted model, not a curated record. Gene Ontology annotation, cellular component: axon; plasma membrane; voltage-gated sodium channel complex. NCBI's taxonomy places the organism in Eukaryota, Metazoa, Chordata, Aves, Trogoniformes, Trogonidae. The annotation marks the transcript as partial.
GUUCUCAACCUUUUCAUUGCACUACUGCUGAAUUCCUUCAGUACCGACUCUCUCCAGACGGCAGAGGAUGAUGGAGAGUUGAACAAUCUUCGCAUUGCCUUUGCUCGGAUUCACAAGGGAUUUCACUUUUUGAAGAGUGUUACCUGGGAUACCUGUUGUGGCAAGCUCAGGCAUCUAAAGAAAUCCCACAGGAAGAAAAUCAAACUGACAGCACAGAACCCACUUGGGAUCAAGUGUGAAGAAAUAAAGAAUCAUAAAGAGAAUUACCAUAAUGAAUGGGCUGAGAAGAAUGGGGACAAAUGCUCAGGACUUGAAGAUUUUAUUUUCAAUCCCAAUGUAUUUGUUUGCGUCCCUAUUGCUGAGGCAGAGAAUACAAGUGAGGGUUUUGAAGAUGAUGAUAAACUGAGCACAUUUACAGAUGUAGAAUACAGCAAACAGUUUGCCAGUGUCAGCCCUUCCGAGGGCAGCACAGUGGAUCUGACAAAUCCUGAAGAUCUUUUGAAGCAGAUUUCAGAGCUUGCUGAAGACUUUAAGACUCCAGAAAAAUGUUUUCCAGAAGGUUGUGCUCGAUACUUUCAUUGUUAUACAGGUAGUGCCACAAAGUUUGGAGGAGAAACAUGGUGGAAUCUGAGAAAAAUCUGCUACCAGAUUGUUGAACAUUCCUGGUUUGAAUCUUUUAUCAUAUUCAUGAUUCUUCUGAGUAGCGGAGCCUUGGCAUUUGAAGACAUCCAUAUAAAUGAGAGAAGAAGCAUUAAAAAUAUGUUGGCAUUUCUUGACAAAAUGUUCACUUUCAUUUUCGUUCUGGAAAUGCUCCUGAAAUGGUUGGCUUAUGGCUUCAAGAAGUAUUUCACCAAUGCCUGGUGCUGGCUGGACUUCUUCAUUGUAGCUAUCUCUUUAAUAAACCUCUUAGGCAGCUCAGUUGGUCCCAUGAAAUCUCUUAGGACUCUCCGAGCUCUGAGACCCUUAAGAGCAUUGGCACGGUUUGAGGGAAUGAGGGUGGUUGUCAAUGCCCUGCUGGGAGCCAUCCCUUCCAUCAUGAACGUUCUGCUUGUCUGCCUCAUCUUCUGGCUUAUCUUUAGCAUCAUGGGAGUGAACCUCUUUGCUGGGAAGUUUGGGAAAUGUGUCAACCUGACAGAAGAAGAUUCGGAUUUAAAUGAUUCGAUCAAAAACAUGACAGACUGUGGAAUGUAUAAUAACACGGGAAAAAUAUUCUGGGUCAAUGUUAAAGUCAACUUUGAUAACGUUGGCUCUGGCUACCUGGCUCUUCUUCAGGUGGCAACAUUUAAGGGUUGGAUGGAAAUCAUGUAUGCAGCCGUAGAUUCACGAGAGAAAAAUGAGCAGCCAGAAAUGGAGUACAACGUAUUUAUGUAUCUCUACUUUGUGAUCUUCAUCAUCUUUGGAUCUUUCUUUACCCUGAAUCUAUUUGUUGGCGUUAUUAUUGACAACUUCAACCAACAAAAGAAAAAGAUAAGUGGGGAAGAUAUCUUUAUGACGGAAGAACAGAAAAAAUAUUACAAUGCAAUGAAAAAGUUGGGAUCCAAGAAACCUCAAAAACCUGUUCCAAGACCACUGAACAGAUACCAAGGGUUCCUUUUUGACAUUGUAACACGCCAAGCCUUUGACGUUGUCAUCAUGAUUCUCAUCUGCCUUAACAUGGUCACGUUGAUGGUGGAAACCUAUGACCAAAGUGAAACAAAGACUAACGUCCUUAAUAAAAUUAAUACGCUCUUCGUAAGCAUCUUUACUGCAGAAUGUGUGCUGAAAUUGCUGGCUCUGAGGCAGUACUAUUUCUCAAAUGCGUGGAACAUAUUUGAUUUAGUUGUUGUGAUCAUGUCACUUGUUGCCUUACUGCUUUCUGGCAUUGGUACCGCUUUCGAACGUUUAUUACCACCUACGCUCUUCAGGGUCAUUCGCUUGGCUCGGGUUGGACGAAUAUUGAGACUCAUCAGGGCUGCUAGAGGAAUUCGAACUCUGCUUUUUGCCUUAAUGAUGUCCCUGCCUGCUCUGUUCAACAUUGGCCUCUUGCUCUUUCUGGUCAUGUUCAUUUAUGCUAUUUUUGGUAUGGCUAACUUUGCUUAUGUGAAGAUGGAAGAUGGCAUUGAUGACAUGUUCAACUUCCAAACGUUUGCUAACAGCAUGCUCUGUCUUUUCCAAAUCACCACGUCAGCUGGCUGGGAUGGACUUCUCAGUCCUAUUUUAAACACUGGGCCACCAUACUGUGAUCCAACUGUAAAUGGUACUGUAGGUGAAUGUGGUAAACCUGCCAUAGGCAUUAUUUAUUUUGUAAGUUACAUCAUUAUAUCUUUUCUCAUUGUCGUAAACAUGUAUAUAGCUGUUAUUCUGGAGAACUUCAAUGCUGCUACUGAGGAAAGUGCAGAGCCUCUAGGGGAAGAUGACUUCGAUAUCUUUUAUGAAAUCUGGGAGAAGUUUGAUCCUGAGGCAACUCAGUUCAUAACUUUCUCUGCACUUUCAGACUUUGCAGAUGCUCUGGCUGAACCUUUACGUGUACCAAAACCAAACAAAGUUGAACUCAUAGCAAUGGACCUGCCUAUGGUCAGUGGAGACAGGAUCCACUGCUUGGAUAUCUUGUUUGCUUUUACCAAACGAGUGUUAGGAGAUUCUGGGGUGCUGGAUACUCUAAAAGUACAAAUGGAGGAGAAAUUCAUGGCUGCCAAUCCAUCAAAGAAAUCCUAUGAGCCGAUUUCUACUACACUCAGACACAGACAAGAGGAAAUUUGUGCCAUCAUCAUCCAGCGUGCCUACAGGAAUCAUUUACUGCUACGCUCCAUAAAGCAGGCUUCUUACCUAUAUCAUCACAGAACUUGCAAUAUUGACGCUGUUGGAGAUGCUGCUCCAGAACAAGAAGGACUUAUUGCAUCUAUGAUAGAUAAAAACUAUGGCAGGAGUCCUGAUAAGUCUGAAACUUUGUCCUCAGCAUCCUUUCCUCCAUCAUAUGACAGUGUCACAAGAGCCAAUAGUGGCAAUCUCAUGGUUGAGAAUGGAGAAAUUCUAUGUAAUCAACAAUCUCCAGAUAUUAAGUAG